CUCUCAUAUUUCUAAAUUUCUAAACCCUUUAUUUCUCUGUUCAUUGGUAUAAGUAAAUCAAAAAUUAAAAAAAAAAAAGAAAAAAGGAAAAAAAUCACAAGAAUGAAUUUGAGUUCAAGCAUUUUGGGGAAGAACUUGCAGAUUCAUCGUUUUCAUCGCCCUCAACUGGAAUUUUCUACUAAUAUUUCUUCUCGUAAUCAGUCAAUUUUAGGGCUAUUUGAUCGUUUUCCGCCGCAGAUUAAUGGAGUUUCUGUUCGUUGUUCGAACAUUUGGCUUUCUGCAGAUUGGAGCUCCAAAUUCUCCAUUUCCACGAGAUGUGUACCGAACAGUUCUUCUGAAUCUUUGCGGCUGGAUUGUGAUUCUUCGAGCAGUUCACCAGAGAUACUUAACCAGAAGAAAGCUUCAUUUGUCGAGAUAUUGAAGCAGUCAAAUUCUCUCCUGCCCCAUGUUGUUCUUGCUAGCACACUGAUUGCGCUUAUUUUCCCACCAUCUUUUGCAUGGUUUACUAGCAGGUACUAUGCACCUGCAUUAGGGUUUUUGAUGUUUGCAGUUGGGGUUAAUUCCAGUGAAAAGGAUUUCCUUGAAGCAUUCAAGCAACCAACAGCUAUCUUUGCUGGUUAUGUGGGCCAAUUUUUUGUGAAGCCGCUUCUUGGUUAUCUGUUUGGGACAAUCGCAGUGACCUUUUUUGGUCUUCCUACAGCAAUAGGUGCCGGGAUUAUGUUGGUCUCUUGUGUUAGUGGGGCACAACUCUCAAGUUAUGCAACAUUUUUAACCGAUCCAUCCCUUGCCCCCUUAAGUGUAGUUAUGACCUCAUUAUCCACUGCCACUGCUGUUUUCGUCACACCAUUUUUAUCCUUAUUGCUCAUUGGAAAGAGACUUCCAGUUGAUGUUAAAGGGAUGAUAUCCAGCAUUACGCAGAUUGUAGUUGCACCAAUUGCCGCAGGCUUGCUUCUCAACCGGUUCUUUCCUAAGAUUUGUGAAGCCAUUCGACCUUUCUUACCUCCGCUUUCGGUAUUGGUGACAGCUUGUUGCGUUGGAGCUCCACUUGCGAUUAACAUAAAUGCUGUCAUAUCCCCUUUUGGAUUUUCCAUAUUACUGCUCAUUGUAGCUUUUCAUUUAUCCGCCUUCAUAGCUGGUUACGCCUUGACUGGUUUUGCAUUUCAUCGGGCACCCGAUGUGAAAGCACUGCAGAGAACACUAUCCUAUGAGACAGGAAUGCAAAGCAGCCUCCUUGCUCUUGCUCUUGCCAAUAGGUUUUUCCAGGAUCCCCUUGUUGGUGUCCCCCCUGCCAUCUCAACUGUGAUGAUGUCUUUGAUGGGAUUCUCUCUGGUUAUGAUAUGGAACAAGAGCAAAGAAAAGAAUAUGAUCAAACAGAGUUAAACAAAGUUCUUGAGGUUAUAUUUGUUGUACAGGUGUUGUAGAGGCAGUUGAAGACGAACCAAAGCUAUAGACCACAUCUUCUCUAGAAUUGCGUCAAACACUUGGACUCGAGGUUACAACCUUUUCUUUUAUUACUUCUAAGUUCAAAUGAGAGUGAGGAUUCCAACUUACAACGUUUAAAGAAAUUUUCUAUAUUUCGAUGAAUUGGCCCAUAUCCAAAGUUGGUGAUUUGCUCCACUAGUAAUCUUCAAUUUUGGUCAAACCUAAAUUAUUAGUUAUCUCUCUCCUUUCUUGUUCUAUUGAUCUUUGGCCAUAAUCUGUAAUAAAAUUUGGUGUAAUUGUAAUGGGAUUCUAUUGAUAGAUCGAUCAUAAUUGAUCUAGUUGUUAACAUAAUCGAAUUACUUUUGAUCACGUUUACUUAGAA
This is a messenger RNA of Benincasa hispida (wax gourd), 1804 nucleotides long. Its product is annotated as putative sodium/metabolite cotransporter BASS5, chloroplastic. Gene Ontology annotation, cellular component: membrane. Lineage: Eukaryota; Viridiplantae; Streptophyta; Magnoliopsida; Cucurbitales; Cucurbitaceae. The record is from RefSeq and is a predicted model, not a curated record.